Balaenoptera musculus (blue whale) is the source of this 1911-nucleotide messenger RNA. RefSeq names its product cellular communication network factor 5 (gene CCN5). The record is from RefSeq and is a predicted model, not a curated record. Lineage: Eukaryota; Metazoa; Chordata; Mammalia; Artiodactyla; Balaenopteridae. The coding region runs from base 339 to 1091 and encodes 250 amino acids. The transcript is spliced from 5 exons. Gene Ontology annotation, molecular function: integrin binding; heparin binding. Gene Ontology annotation, biological process: cell adhesion; signal transduction. Gene Ontology annotation, cellular component: extracellular matrix; extracellular region.
CCAGGCCACGGGGCUUGGAAGGACUCGGGUCAGCUUUGCAAAGGGGGUGUCUGCUGAGCACUUCCUGGAUCAACAGCCCCCCGUCCCUGGGGCUGGGCAGGGGGGCUGGGGCUGGGCUGUAGCUAGAGAGGCCCCUCUUGGGCUGGGAGGAGCUAGAGAGGCCCCUGCCAGCCUGUCACAGGCCCUUGGCACUGGCACUGGCUCUGGCUUUCACACACACACACACACACACACACACACGCUGGCAAGCACCCCCCAGGUGGCCUCCACAGUCUCACCUUCAGACUUACAGGUCCUGCCUCCCAGGCUCAAAGCUGGCUCCGUGGGGACACAGUGACAUGAGAGGCACACCACAGACCCACCUCCUGGCCUUCUCCCUCCUCUGCCUCGUCUCCAAGGUGUGUGCCCAGCUGUGCCCAACACCGUGUACCUGUCCCUGGCCACCACCCCGAUGCCCACAGGGGGUGCCCCUGGUGUUGGACGGUUGCAACUGCUGCCGGGUAUGUGCACGGCGGCUGGGGGAGCCCUGCGACCAUCUCCACGUCUGCGACCCCAGCCAGGGGCUGGUCUGCCAGCUCGGGGCGGGCCCUGGCGGCCGGGGGUCCAUGUGCCUCUGGGGAGAGGAUGAGGGCAGCUGUGAGGUGAACGGCCGCCUCUACCGGGAUGGGGAGAUCUUCCAGCCCCACUGCAGGAUCCGCUGCCGCUGUGAGGACGGCGGCUUCACCUGUGUGCCCCUGUGCAGCGAGGACGUGCGGCUGCCCAGCUGGGACUGUCCCUACCCCAAGAAGGUGGAGGUCCCAAGAAAAUGCUGCCCUGAGUGGGUGUGCGACCAGGGAAGGGGGCUGGGGGUCCAGCGCCUCCCAGCCCAUGGACCCCAGUUUUCUGGUCUUGUCGCUCCCCCAGCCCCUGCCGUCUCCUGCCCAGAAUGGAGCACGGCCUGGGGCCCCUGCUCAACCACCUGUGGGCUGGGCGUGACCACCCGGGUGUCCAACCAGAAUCGCUUCUGCCGCCUGGAGACCCAGCGCCGCCUAUGCCUACUUGGGCCCUGUCCACCCACCAGGGGCCACAGCCCAUGGAACAGUGCCUUUUAGAGCCAGACUGAGAAUGGAAACUCGGUGUCACCCGCCCGCCCAGCAAGCAAUCUGGGUUGCAGGCAACAGUCCAGCUUGGGUCCACCAUCCGGGCCCUGGAGCACGAGAGUGUUCGCAAGCCAGCUGGCCCACCUGGACCCUGAGAUGCAGCGGGAUGCAUGCCCUAGUCCCCCUUUCUCUAACUUACAGCCUGGGAGAAUGGCCAGGUUUCUUCUGGUCCAUUCACAGCCUGUAUCAGUGAUGCGCACGGGCUAGCUUUCCAGAGAUGGCGCCACCAUCUCUCCCUUAAUCAUUAGACUGAGGCAGGUGCUGGGCUGGAUGGGCUACUUUUCUGGGGGUAUGGUGAAGAGGGGCACAGAUGUGCUGAAUCUCCUGCUUCCUUUCCUGGAGCGAUGUAAGAAUAUCCCUGAAUAUGUGCCUAUGUGUCAAGCUUGUGCUGUCUGAGAAAGCCCUCCCUCCCCACCACGGGCAGAAUUCAGGGGCUGAAUUCUUUGUAAAAAUCACAAGGUGAAAUCACUCUGUCUUGAAGAAAGUCAGAAAACAGGCCUUAACUUGACCCAUUAAACCCAACUUGUAUUAGUAAGAAUUAACCUUUUUUGAGACUCUGCAAUGCACCAGGCCAAGCCAGACAUUUCAUACGGGUUGGUGCUUGGAAACAUUUUUGACUAGAGAGAAGCAGGGGAGGAGGAAGACUACCUUCCAGAGACUGGGGAACAUGGCCUGAAAUAAACCAACCCCGCGUGUGAAAUUCCGUUUGCCGUCUCAUGUUUUAUUGUUUAAAGACAAAAAAAUCCCUACAUACAAAUUUUAUAUCCUCUUU